Messenger RNA from Dalotia coriaria, 861 nucleotides. RefSeq lists its product as uncharacterized. The coding region runs from base 1 to 861 and encodes 286 amino acids. The transcript has 2 exons. The record is from RefSeq and is a predicted model, not a curated record. Lineage: Eukaryota; Metazoa; Arthropoda; Insecta; Coleoptera; Staphylinidae.
AUGCCGGUCUAUGGCCCUCCUAGCCCAGUUUACGGACCACCAACACAUCAUAUUGGAGUAUACGGUCCACCUCAUCACAAAUUACCACCUUUGGUAGCUCACGAGUACUACGAACCGGAACCACCUUCAAUUAUACCGGAUUUCUUACAUAACCUAGUUACACCUCAUGCUUUCCUCGGAAUUUUAGACAAGAUCAAAUGGUUUAAACUAGAUCUCUUCACAAUCGGGAAAUUAAUCUUAAAAUUCUUUAUUUUCAAGAAAUUCUUAGCUUUUUUCACAAUUUUAUUUUUACUGUUGAUAAUUCCGAGUCUAAAACACAAGGGUAAAGAAAGUGUAGGCAUGAUGACUGCCAUGGUUGAUAAAUUUGGUCAAUCAGAUGAUGAUGACGACGAUGAAGAAGAUGAUGAUAAUCAUAACAAAAGAAAAAAGAAACGUAAAGGCAAAAUGUUGAUUGAUAAAGCCACGGAAAGUCUAAACGCGUUAACCUCACACGUAUUGGAAUCCAUUGAGAAUUUCGAGCAGAAAUUCAACAAAAACCAAACGCAAACCAAACUUCCAUCAACGAUAGUAGCAACUGAUUUGAAUCAACUGUCAAAUUCACAGAAAACGGAUUGCGGUGCCAACAAUACAAGUAUUUAUUGUAAGAGUCAGAGCGUAAUCGAGAAAAUCAAGACAAUAAUGCCUGCACGAGAGGAAGAAACGAAGAAAACCACAAAUACUACUAAAACAUCAACAACAACAACAAUGACAAAACCAACAGUAAAUCGUGUUGUGAAUCUGACAAGUAAAAGUCAAUUGAGGCCCGUGAACAGUAAAAAUACGAGUAAAACCAAUAGUACAAUCUCCAAAAUUAAAAAAUAG